AUGAUUCGUUUCAUCCUUAUCCAGAAUCGAGCUGGAAAAACUCGUCUUGCAAAAUGGUAUAUGCAUUUCGAUGACGAUGAGAAGCAGGUACGUCUUCCUGUCCUUAUACAAUAAUU
Molecule: messenger RNA, 116 nt
Organism: Strongylus vulgaris
Lineage: Eukaryota; Metazoa; Nematoda; Chromadorea; Rhabditida; Strongylidae
Source: the annotation of a GenBank genome assembly